CAUUUGGAGUUAAGGUCCAAAUGACCUAUCUACUUUAUCAACUGCAGGUAAGAGGUUCCCAGCAGUCCCAUUAAUGAUUUCUCUAAUAACUACAGAUCUGCUCCUUGGCCAUUUCCAUCUGCCUGCAUCAAUAAUGGAACUAACCUUUGCAUUGAGAGAACUCCCAAAGUUGAAAGCAAAUUUUUCCCCCAAUUUCUGAAAGAGAGGACUUUAGUAUGCCAGUUAUCCCACCAUAGAAAUGUUACCUAACCAUUGCCAACAAUAGUUUGAAUGAAUUGUUGGCCCUCACGUCUAAGGCCAAAUAUUUUCCUCAUUGUCCAGGAGGAAUCUGCUGGAAUAUGUAUGGAGCAAAAGCAUUUAGAUCUGAUAAUGAAGGUAUGGAUCCAUUUCACCCAUAGGAUGCCCUCCUUUUUGCAAAUGGCCCGAAGGUGCCUUAACAUGGCAGCCUUAUUCCAUUCCUUGAGCCUCUUGAAACCAAGACCUCCCUCAAGUUUAAGCUGCAACCUUAAUCCUUGGUGUUAGUGAAUUGUCCUUGAUAAGUGUGAAGCAAAGUCCCGAAUUGCCUUCGAUAAAAGUAAUUGCGGUGUACAAGUGUUGGACACCCCUCACCUCAAUAGCUAGCUUUUGGUUGAGUUACCAAGACCGUGUCAAACAGGAUCAGCUGGAGUACCCGGAAAUGGGGGUGUAUUUUCCUGGCCUCCAAGUAGAGAGGGUUAAGAAAUGGGAAGGAAAUGAAUUGCCUGAGUAGGAGGAACACCAAGUAAGAUCAAAGAAACUAACACACGAAAGUACGGUCACUGGUGCCUAAUCUGAGCUCUCCGUCUUAGAAGAGAGUGUGGUUCUAUUGGGCAACGUUUAACUGAGAGGGCACCCGCACCUUAAUAUUAGCUUUUUGGGAUGAGCUCUAUCGAAAAUCAUGACAUGUGCAUGGAUAUAUGUCUCUAUAUGUAUAGCAUAGAUGUUUGUAUGUAUCUGUAUUGAUGCACGAAUGGUGAAUACUGGAAUGGCUGUUUGGUCGUGAAAGAAUGAAGGCAACUUAAAUAUCUAUAUACGUGGUAAUGUAGUUUUAGUUUUGAAACAAAUCAGAGCAUAGAAGACGAGUCCUGCUUGUAGGAAAGAAAAUGAGAUAUUUCUGCAAAACGACAUGCAGGGCUGGGGCCAGGGACCUUUCCGCUCCUCUCUUCCUCUUUGCCUGCUUGGUGUGAUAAUUGAGGGAUUCUAAGAUCUCAUAUGAGAGAUGAGACUACUUCUGUUCUCCUCUCUUCUACUUUCUGCUUUGUUAUUAACUUGCUACCGGUUCCUGAUAAUCACUUUUUCAGCGUUGAAAAAGGUCAUACUGAAAAGCCAAUGCUUCCCUGCAUCAAAGUUUUUGUCCUGGCAACCGAAAAAUCACAGAAGGAUUACAACAUUUUGUUCCGACUAUGAAAGCUAUGAGAAGGAUGGUUACGAAUCUGCAAUUUGAUCUUUUGAAGUAUGUCAUGAUUUUGAUGGUGAAAGCAGCAGCAGGGGCAUCAAAUCUUGCCAGAGCAAUAUCUGUUUGUUCGGUGUUUAUGAAGGUUGCUGAAGACAUAGAUGUCCUGAAAGCUGCAUGUUUCGAUGAUGUGAAUGUCUCAAAUCGACAUGGCUUAUUCCAGCGAACAAAUGGGUUGUUAUACAGAUGUGCACAAGUUGGUAAUGCAGGUGCUCAGUAUGUGCUAGCAAAGAUUGUACUGUUGAGCUCUUCUCGGUUGUUGGAUAUGGAAAAUGAAGGUGCAAUUUUGUCUAGUGAUUGUAGCCUGAUAAGAAAGUCAUGUUGUGGCAAAAUUCCAAUGGAUGAUGCUUUAGUGGCUUCCUUUAUGUUGUCCCAUUUUUCCCCUGACCAAGGAUGUAGUACAACAGUUUCGUCCCAAACCUUGGUCCACUCUCAACUUGGGUUCAUAUCUCCUCCAUUUGAUUGAUCGAAUGUGUGAAGGGAAUCGUGUGAGAGUUACCAAAGAUGUGAUUUGGAACUCUACAAAAACAAUCUUGCAAGUUGAAAUCAAACGUGUGUACGAGCGAUCAAGGCAAGGCAAGGGAGGUAUUCUGUGGUUUGAACUGUGCAAGCAAUACAAAGGAUGAUCACAGAUCUACAUGUUGAUCUUUUGAAGUGUAUCAUGAUUUUGAUGGUGAAAUCCUCUGACGGGGCAACAAAUCUUGCAAGAGCAAUAUCUGUUUGUUCAGUGUUUUCGAAGGUUGCUGAUGACGCUGAUGUCCUGAAAGCUGUAUGUUUCCAAGGCGUUAGUGUUUAUAAUCGUGGUGGGUUAUUCCAACAGACUAAUGGGUUGUUACACAGAUGUGCUCAAGUUGGCAAUGCAGCUGCUCAGUAUUUGCUAGCAAAGGUAAUACUCAUGAGCUCUUCUCAGUUGUUGGCCACCGUAAUGAAAGUAGGGCAUACUUCUUCUGGUAGUCGAAGGGUAAUAUUAACAGAAUGUCUUCACAAAAUGCCACGAGAUGAUGCCCAAGCGGCCAAUUUUAUGGCCCUUUUUGCCCCUGACCAAGCAUGCAGUACCAAAAAUUCGAGCCAAACCUUGCUUCACUCAGAACUUGUGAGGAAUUUCUUGUGUCAAUGCAGUGCCCACGAGGCCACUCUGAUGCAUUUGCAUUUGAAUGAUUACAUCGAUUGUUUCAGUGAACGUGGCUCCAGGGGCAACUUUGUUCUGCACUAUCUCAUCAACAAAAUGUGUCAUUACGGUCAUCGUGUCAGAGCAUUAGACGAUGAAACUUUGGAGGAUAAGAGAGAAAUGAAAGAAGUGUUCAUGGAAAACAUGGAACGUCUAACAGCAUGGAAAAAAUCAAGGCAAAGCAACCAAGGUGUUGUCCCGGGAGGAAACCUCGAGGACUAUGUACAGCCUCCCGAGGAAGAAUGGUACUUGCGUUCGAAUCGUGUAUUUGCCCACCAAACUUAUGUUUCUAUUGAAGAAUUGCCGUUCGAGAGCUUGGAUGUUCUCUCGGAGUUUGAAGACAGCCGCAUCAGUGCACUAGCUUGUUUUUGUCAUGUUUUCUCUUGAAUGUGUCUCUAAGUUUAUGGCAAUUAUUGCCUUGCAUUUGAAGAACUACAAAUACUUGCAACCCUUUUCUAUCUUACCUGCUUUGUAAA
Molecule: messenger RNA, 3115 nt
Organism: Rhododendron vialii
Lineage: Eukaryota; Viridiplantae; Streptophyta; Magnoliopsida; Ericales; Ericaceae
Exons: 8
Coding region: 2094-3026 (310 amino acids)
Source: RefSeq, a predicted model, not a curated record